AUGGUUGUGCUCGAACCGUACUCAGUUGAUCUCUUAUGGAUAUUAAUUGUUGGCUUUAUUAUUGCAUUUGUACUAGCUUUUGGUAUUGGUGCUAAUGAUGUUGCAAACUCAUUUGGUACAAGUGUUGGAAGUAGAGUAUUAACAUUGCGGCAAGCAUGUAUUCUGGCAACAAUAUUUGAAAUACUUGGGUCGAUAUUAAUCGGAGCGAAAGUGUCUGAUACGAUACGGAAAGGUAUUAUUGAUCCAACUUUAUUCGAAAAUCCAAAAGAAUUAAUGCUUGGUCAAAUUUCAUCAUUACUUGGUUGUUGUAUUUGGUUGCUGGUUGCUACAUUUUUUAAUUUACCUGUUUCUGGUACACAUAGUAUUGUCGGUGCAACAGUUGGUUUUGCUCUUGUUGCUCAUGGUUCUCGAGGUAUAAGAUGGAUUGAAUUUGCUAAAAUUGGUGGUUCAUGGUUUGCUUCACCAGCAUUAGCUGGUAUUAUAUCAAUUGCUGUUUUUAUGUUUAUACGAAAAUUUAUUCUUGAACAUCCUGAUCAAUUAACAGUUGGUCUUCGAUGGUUACCUUUUUUUUAUGGCUUAACAAUAAUGAUCAAUUUCUUUUCAAUUCUUCUAUCUGCACCACCACUUUUAUAUUUUGAUCGUAUUCCAUUAUGGGGAAAAUUUAUUACAACAAUUCUUGUUGGUCUUCUUGUUGGUCUUGGUGUUAUGGUUAUUGUUAAACCACGUAUGAGAAAAACUAUUGAAGCUUUGUUAAAGAAGAAACGCGAUUUAGACGCUCGAGGAGAAACAGAAGAACCAGAAGUAUCAAAAACUGACGGUAGAGUUGAAACAGGUGCUAGCGGUUCAAAAAAGAAACGAGAUAUAGAAACUCGAAGAGAAGACGAACCACAAUUAACAAAAACUGAUGGAAGAUUUGCAAGUUAUUCUGUUACUCUUGAAAAUGUGAAUACAAGUGAUAAAGAAACUCAAAUUGAUCAUAUAUCAAUGCUUAAAGAAUUUGAUUUAAUACGUUACCAACAACUACAUCCAGAUCAAUUUCGUCCUUAUGUUGAAAUGCAACGAAUAAGAAAAGAUUCCGAAACAAUCUCAAGUCCUGGUGUUAGUGGUGUAUUACGUGUACGUCGUGAAAGUGAUCGUUUUCGAACGGAAAUUCUUGGAUCAGAUGGUAUAUAUCCUUCUGGACAACAACGAAUUGUACCUAAUCCAAUAGCUGUUCGUGAAAAAACAAAAAUCUAUCGUCUUCCACAAAGUACAAAUCCAGUUGUUUUACCAGGCGCUCUGUCUAAUGAAAAUAAAAGUUUGUUGUUAGCUGCUGUAUUUAUGCCCCAUGAUGAUAAUGCAUCGACAACAUCAGCUAAUCAAAAUAGUUCAAAUGAAGAUUUAGAUGAAAUAGAAGAUAAAAUGCCGGAAAUAUCAACAAAAAAAGUUUGUUUUAAACAGUUGAUUAAAUAUGAAAUUGAUAAAUAUUUAUUUGAUUUUUGUUUUUGUCAGAAAAUAAUUGACACAACAAAUGAUACAAUUGAAAUUGCUGGUAUUUUUAAAUAUUUACAAAUUCUUACAGCUAUAUUUGGUGCUUUUGCUCAUGGUGGAAAUGAUGUUAGUAAUGCAAUUGGUCCAUUGAUUGGUCUUUGGUUAAUCUAUGUUGAUGGUUCUGUUACUGCUCGGUCAUCAACACCACUUUGGGUACUUUUCUAUGGUGGUAUUGGAAUAUCGGUUGGUCUUUGGAUUUGGGGUCGACGUGUUAUUCGAACAAUUGGUGAAGAUUUAACAAAAAUCACACCGUCAAGCGGUUUUGUAAUUGAAAUAUCAACAGCAUUCACCGUUCUUUUUGCAUCUAAUUUAUCAAUUCCAGUUAGUACAACUCAUUGUAAAGUUGGUAGUGUUGUAGCAAUUGGUCGUUUUCGUUCAAAACAAAAUGUUGAUUGGUCAUUGUUUCGAAAUAUAAUUGUUGCAUGGAUUGUGACUGUACCUGUCACUGGUGGUAUAUCUGCAGGUGUUAUGGCUCUUCUUCGUCUUAUCUUUCUAUAA
Rotaria sp. Silwood2 is the source of this 2028-nucleotide messenger RNA. Lineage: Eukaryota; Metazoa; Rotifera; Eurotatoria; Philodinida; Philodinidae. The record is from the annotation of a GenBank genome assembly.